This is a messenger RNA of Pistacia vera, 1644 nucleotides long. RefSeq names its product homeobox protein SBH1-like. Bases 689 to 1618 code for a protein of 309 amino acids. Gene Ontology annotation, cellular component: nucleus. Lineage: Eukaryota; Viridiplantae; Streptophyta; Magnoliopsida; Sapindales; Anacardiaceae. Gene Ontology annotation, molecular function: DNA binding. The transcript is spliced from 4 exons. The record is from RefSeq and is a predicted model, not a curated record. Gene Ontology annotation, biological process: regulation of DNA-templated transcription.
UCCAUCUAUCACUAGUAAGAGUGUUUGGCUAUUCCUCGAUUUGAUCGAUCGUUCAUUUCAUUUCUCUCUCUUUGAUCUCUACAAAAUUAAACUCCGAAAAACCUUUUGAUUUUCUUUAUUUUUUUUUUUUUUUGCCAGUAAUGGCAGUGCAAGAAAAGAGGUAGAGAGUUUUCAUCGGGAAGGUAAAGCUUUGCUUCAGCCUUCAAGGAUAACAUUCACUACACCCGUCAAACACAAUCUCUUCUUUCUGGUUUUCUCUUUAUCUCUCUCUGUACCCCGCGUGCGCUCUGCUCUCUUUAACUCUGAUAUAUUGUUCGUCUCCAAAGAAAGAGAGAAAAGAAGUGAGAGUUAAUGUUGUUAAUCACCAGAAAGAUGAACACCCAUUUUCCAAAGGAAACCUGAGCAGGCUUUAACAGAGAAGCCAGGAGAGUAAAACUCACAAACUUCAUAAAUAUAACACUGACUACUUCUACUACUAUCACUGUUUAGGAUUUCUGUAAAAAGGCUGAUUGUUGUAGCAUAAAUCUCGGGAGAGACUGGAGAUACAACAAUCUUUCGAGCAAAAAAAAAAAGAUUGCGUAGGAGAGAGAAAAGAAAGAAAGACAUGGUUGAUUUUAUUGCUAUAUAGCAAAGCCAAAGCCAACUAAAAAAGAUAAGAUAGUGUGAGAGAUAUAGAGAGAGAGAGAUAAUGGAGGGUGGUUCUAAUAGCACUUCUUGUAUGAUGGCUUUUGGAGACAACAGUAAUGGACUAUGUCCUAUGAUGAUGAUGCCUCUCAUGACUUCUUCUCAUCAACAUCAUCACCACCAUCACCAUCACCAUCAUCCUGAUGCAGACUCAAAUACCCUAUUUCUUCCCUUGCCAUACACCAACAAUCAAACUCAAAACCGCAAUCUCAUUAGUGGCUCUUCUUCACUCAUUCUUGACGAUAACAACAACACAAACACAGGCUGUUAUUUCAUGGAGACUAACGAUGGCACCUCUUCUUUUUCUUCUACCUCAGUCAAGGCUAAGAUCAUGGCUCAUCCUCACUACCACCGUCUUUUGGCUGCUUAUGCCAACUGUCAGAAGGUGGGAGCUCCACCUGAAGUGGUGGCAAGACUAGAAGAAGCUUGCGCAUCUGCGGCAUCAAUUGGCCCCACUGGCACGGACUCUCUUGGUGAAGAUCCAGCCCUCGAUCAGUUCAUGGAGGCCUACUGCGAGAUGCUGACCAAAUAUGAACAAGAACUCUCUAAACCCUUCAAAGAAGCCAUGCUUUUCCUCCAAAGGGUCGAGUGUCAAUUCAAAGCUCUCACUGUUUCUUCUUCUUCAAAUUCUGCUCGUACUGAGGCUAUUGAUAGGAAUGGUUCAUCUGAGGAAGAGUUUGAUGUGAAUAAUGAUCACUUCAUAGAUCCCCAAGCAGAAGACCAGGAACUGAAAGGUCAGCUUCUACGCAGGUACAGCGGAUACUUAGGUAGUCUCAAACAGGAGUUCAUGAAGAAGAGGAAAAAAGGGAAGCUGCCUAAAGAAGCCAGACAACAAUUGCUCGAUUGGUGGAGCAGACAUUACAAAUGGCCUUACCCAUCGGAAUCACAGAAGCUGGCCCUAGCAGAGUCAACGGUCUGGAUCAGAAGCAAAUAAACAACUGGUUUAUCAAUCAAAGGAAA